Triticum aestivum (bread wheat) is the source of this 1559-nucleotide messenger RNA. RefSeq names its product glyceraldehyde-3-phosphate dehydrogenase 1, cytosolic. Gene Ontology annotation, molecular function: NAD binding; NADP binding; glyceraldehyde-3-phosphate dehydrogenase (NAD+) (phosphorylating) activity. Bases 208 to 1308 code for a protein of 366 amino acids. Gene Ontology annotation, cellular component: cytosol. The record is from RefSeq and is a predicted model, not a curated record. The transcript is spliced from 11 exons. NCBI's taxonomy places the organism in Eukaryota, Viridiplantae, Streptophyta, Magnoliopsida, Poales, Poaceae. Gene Ontology annotation, biological process: glycolytic process; glucose metabolic process.
CCGCGCACCUCGCCCGAAAUCAAUUCGUCUGGAUUUGUUUUAGUCUCCCGAUAUUCCACUUCGCCUUUUCCUCUCCAGGCUUUAUAAAACCAGCGGCUUAAACCCUCCCCACCUCUCCAUAUCAGCUUCCAGACACUUCUCCCGUCCCGUCCCCAGCCAACCUCCCAUCCCCGUCUCGCGUCGCAGCGGCAGUUCCACUCCCUCGCCAUGGGCAAGAUUAAGAUCGGAAUCAACGGUUUCGGAAGGAUCGGGAGGCUCGUCGCCAGGGUCGCCCUCCAGAGCGACGAUGUCGAGCUCGUCGCCGUCAACGACCCCUUUAUCACCACCGAGUACAUGACCUACAUGUUCAAGUACGACACCGUUCACGGCCACUGGAAGCACAGUGACAUCAAGCUCAAGGACGACAAGACGCUGCUCUUUGGCGAGAAGCCAGUUACCGUCUUCGGCGUCAGGAACCCUGAGGAGAUCCCGUGGGGUGAGGCUGGUGCCGAUUACGUUGUGGAGUCCACCGGUGUCUUCACUGACAAGGACAAGGCCGCUGCUCACUUGAAGGGUGGUGCCAAGAAGGUGGUCAUCUCUGCCCCAAGCAAAGAUGCCCCUAUGUUUGUGGUUGGUGUCAAUGAGGACAAGUACACCUCAGACGUUAACAUUGUCUCAAAUGCUAGCUGCACCACUAACUGCCUUGCUCCCCUAGCAAAGGUGUGUUUUGUUUCUUCACGUCGUCUUACCUUGACUACUUUUGGAAUUGUGGAUCAGUUUGUAAUAAUGUUUAUCAUCAUUCACCAGAUCAUUAAUGACAACUUCGGUAUUAUUGAGGGUUUGAUGACCACUGUUCAUGCCAUCACUGCCACACAGAAGACCGUUGAUGGUCCCUCGAGCAAGGACUGGAGAGGUGGCAGGGCCGCAAGCUUUAACAUCAUUCCCAGCAGCACUGGUGCUGCCAAGGCUGUUGGCAAGGUUCUUCCUGAGCUGAAUGGCAAGCUUACCGGUAUGUCUUUCCGGGUUCCCACUGUGGAUGUGUCAGUUGUUGAUCUCACUGUUAGAACCGAGAAGGCUGCAUCAUACGAUGACAUCAAGAAGGCUAUAAAGGCUGCAUCUGAGGGAAAACUCAAGGGGAUCAUGGGUUAUGUCGAGGAAGAUUUGGUCUCCACUGACUUUGUCGGUGACAGCAGGUCGAGCAUCUUUGAUGCCAAGGCUGGAAUUGCUCUGAACGACCAUUUCGUCAAGCUCGUCUCGUGGUACGACAACGAGUGGGGUUACAGCAACCGCGUUGUCGAUCUGAUCCGCCACAUGGCCAAGACUCAGUAGAGCGUUCUGAUUUCCUUUGGUCAGGUGUCCCUGCUUUGUCUAUGCGAAGAAUAAAUGUGGAUGGUGUCGCCAGACGACGCCUGGUUCAUGUUAGUUGGACAUGAGUUACCUUCUGUUUUCCGCAUCAACUAGUACUUCUGUAAUGGAGUUGCUAAUCAAGUACUCUUUUUUGGUUGUGGUUUGUGAAGAUUAUAUAAAUCGUUCAGUCCAGUACUUGUGUUUGCCUGAAUAAUCUUAUUUCUCUUCCUUUC